AUGUCUCUCACAAACAAACUCGCCAUCACCGACGUUGAUGUCAAGGACAAGCGUGUCCUCAUCCGAGUCGACUUCAACGUUCCCCUCGAUGCCAACAAGAACAUCACCAACAACCAACGUAUCGUUGGCGCUUUGCCGACCAUCAAAUACGCUAUUGAGAAUGGAGCAAAAUCCGUAAUCCUCAUGUCCCACCUUGGUCGUCCUGACGGCAAGGUCAACCCCAAGUACAGCUUGCAGCCUGUUGUCCCCGAGCUCGAGAAGUUGCUGGGUCGCAGCGUUAUUUUCACCAACGACUCUGUCGGUCCCGAGGUGGAAGAGACUGUCAACAAGGCAUCCGGUGGCCAGGUGAUCCUGCUGGAGAACUUGCGAUUCCACGCCGAGGAGGAAGGCAGCUCCAAAGACGAGCAGGGCAACAAGGUUAAGGCUGACAAGGCCAAGGUUGCGGAAUUCCGCAAGGGCCUCACUGCUUUGGGAGACAUCUAUAUCAACGAUGCUUUCGGCACCGCACACCGUGGCCACAGCUCCAUGGUCGGAGUUGAGCUUCCCCAGAAGGCAUCCGGUUUCCUUGUGAAGAAGGAGCUCGAGUACUUUGCCAAGGCCCUCGAGGACCCCCAGCGACCUUUCCUUGCCAUCCUUGGAGGCUCCAAGGUUUCAGACAAGAUCCUGCUCAUCGACAACCUUUUGCCCAAGAUUGACACCCUGAUUAUCACCGGCGGAAUGGCUUUCACUUUCAAAAAGACUCUCGAGAAUGUGAAGAUCGGCGGCAGCUUGUUCGACGAGGCUGGCAGCAAGAUUGUCGGCGAUGUGAUUGAGAAGGCCAAGAAGCACAACGUCAAGGUUAUCUUGCCUGUCGACUAUGUCACCGGCAGCAAGUUCGGCGCUGAUGCCGAAGUUGGAUACGCCACCGAUGCCACUGGCAUCCCCGAUGGCUGGCUCGGCUUGGACGUUGGCGAGAAGAGUGUUGAAUUAUACAAGACUGCUAUUGCUGAAUCUAAGACUAUCCUCUGGAACGGUCCCGCCGGUGUGUUCGAGUUGGAGCCUUUCUCAAAGGGCACCAAGGCUACCCUGGACGCUGCUGUGAGUGCGGCUCAAUCGGGCACCAUUGUCAUCAUUGGCGGUGGUGACACUGCCACGGUCGCCGCCAAGUACGGCGUUGAGGAUAAACUAAGCCACGUGUCUACUGGUGGUGGUGCCUCUUUGGAACUCCUUGAGGGCAAGGAACUGCCUGGUGUUUCUGCUCUAUCAAGUAAGUAA
This is a messenger RNA of Talaromyces rugulosus, 1254 nucleotides long. RefSeq lists its product as uncharacterized. Gene Ontology annotation, biological process: glycolytic process; gluconeogenesis. Lineage: Eukaryota; Fungi; Ascomycota; Eurotiomycetes; Eurotiales; Trichocomaceae. Gene Ontology annotation, cellular component: cytosol. Gene Ontology annotation, molecular function: ADP binding; phosphoglycerate kinase activity; ATP binding. Bases 1 to 1254 code for a protein of 417 amino acids. The record is from RefSeq and is a predicted model, not a curated record. The transcript has 3 exons.